Messenger RNA from Auxenochlorella protothecoides, 351 nucleotides. Its product is annotated as Post-GPI attachment to proteins factor 3. Gene Ontology annotation, biological process: GPI anchor biosynthetic process. The record is from RefSeq and is a predicted model, not a curated record. The transcript has a single exon. The coding region runs from base 1 to 351 and encodes 116 amino acids. Gene Ontology annotation, molecular function: hydrolase activity, acting on ester bonds. Gene Ontology annotation, cellular component: endoplasmic reticulum membrane. Lineage: Eukaryota; Viridiplantae; Chlorophyta; Trebouxiophyceae; Chlorellales; Chlorellaceae.
AUGCUCACCCGCCGCUUUGACUACGGCGGCUGGGUGGUGGCCUGCCUGGCCCUGGGCCUCCUGCAGACCCUGCUCUGGCUGCGCUGGGCAUGGUGGACGCGGGAGGGCGCCACCCACCCAAGCCGCCGGUCGCUGCUGGUCUUCAUUGCCAGCCUGAAUGCAGCUAGCCUGCUGGAGGUGCUGGACUUUCCCCCACUCCUCUGGCACACCCUGGACGCACACGCCGUCUGGCACCUGGCCACCAUCCCGCUGUGGGCGCUGUGGUACCGGUUUGUGCUGCUGGAUUUGCAGGCUGGACAGGUGAUGUGGUCACUACCCCUCGAUAGUGCAGGGGAGGACAAGGAAUUGUAG